GGAGAGGAAUACGAAUGGUGCGAGCGCUGCACUUCGCGCUCCUAGUGAAAUAAAGCGAUCCAUUCAGCAAACGCCAAACAAGAAGAUAGCGCAUGGUGGCACCAGUCAGAAGCAGGGUUUGAGGGAAACAAACGUGCAGCAGGGAGCUACAACGGUGUCUACCAGUGCGAGGAAGAGGAACGCGUCACUUUCGCCAUUCAAAUCUCCCGCGAAAGCAGCUGCCGGAACUGACUCGACAACCAAAAAUGUGCCCGACCAAGUGGAAAAAGUUCUACGUCGCGUUUUAAAAGAACACGAGGCGGAGCAGAACCAGAGACAGACCGAAAAAAGUCUCUUGAAUGCACCAGCAGUUUAUCAGGGAGAGCCAGGCUUGAAUACGCGGCCUGAAUCAGCCCGAGAAACCGCCUCUGCCCCUGUUCCUUUUCCC
This is a messenger RNA of Amoebophrya sp. A120, 427 nucleotides long. Lineage: Eukaryota; Dinophyceae; Syndiniales; Amoebophryaceae. The record is from the annotation of a GenBank genome assembly.